AUGGAGCUAGAACUAGGCCUUUCACAGGAACUAAUUGAAAUUUUGGCGAUUUCAAGAAACCAGAAGCUUCCACAACCAGGAGAGGAAAGCCAGAUCCUGGAUCUGCUGAUUCAGAGAGAUGGAGAGUUUCAAGAGCUAAUGAAGUUGGCAGUUGAUCAGGGGAAAAUCCAUCAUGAAAUGCAGCUUUUAGAAAAGGUAGUAGAAAAGAGGGAUAAUGAUAUUCAGCAGCUGCAGAAACAACUAAAGGAAGCAGAGCACAUACUGGCAACAGCUGUUUAUCAAGCAAAGGAAAAACUGAAAUCAAUUGAAAAGGCAAGAAAAGGUGCCAUUUCCUCUGAAGAAAUAAUUAAAUAUGCCCAUAGGAUCAGUGCUAGCAACGCUGUUUGUGCCCCUCUGACAUGGGUACCAGGGGACCCACGUAGGCCAUAUCCUACAGAUCUGGAAAUGAGGAGUGGUCUCUUGGGUCAGAUGAACAACCCAUCCACCAACGGAGUUAAUGGACACUUACCAGGGGAUGCACUCGCAGCGGGCAGACUGCCAGAUGUGCUCGCUCCUCAGUAUCCUUGGCAGUCAAGUGAUAUGUCAAUGAACAUGCUACCUCCUAAUCACAGUAAUGACUUCAUGUUGGAGCCUCCAGGACACAAUAAAGAGAACGAAGAUGAUGUAGAAGUUAUGUCAACAGACUCCUCGAGCAGCAGCAGUGACUCGGACUAGGUACAAGAGGGACAGUAUCCCUAGUAGACCUUUCCUGUGGUGAAGGUAGGUUGGAUGCUGUUCGUCGCAAACUGCAGUACCCUUUCAUUACGCCGGCAGCCCUUUUUAGGGAGGAGAUAACAGCUGGCUCAGAAAUGCGGUGACUAAUUUAAAACCACGGACUUCAGAAAUAUUUUUUCCAUUACAUGUUUAAAUAAAAUGGGAGCUUUCUGCUGGAGGAGAUAUGUCAAAUUUCCAGUGAUUAUGUAAAUGUGUAUGUUUGCAAGAGACGUGUGUGUAUGUAUAUAUAUAUAUAUUUACUAUGCAUUAGAUGACAAAUGUUCCUGGGAAAAAAGGUGUAAGGGGAAUCCCCUUGUAUGUUUGUUAGUAACUUUAACUCUUUUGAUGAUAGCCUUUUUUAUGGCACAGAAAUUAGAUAUGAAAUUUGUAAUUU
Mesitornis unicolor (brown roatelo) is the source of this 1147-nucleotide messenger RNA. RefSeq names its product mediator complex subunit 4 (gene MED4). Gene Ontology annotation, cellular component: core mediator complex; mediator complex. Gene Ontology annotation, molecular function: transcription coregulator activity. The coding region runs from base 1 to 714 and encodes 237 amino acids. The record is from RefSeq and is a predicted model, not a curated record. The transcript is spliced from 7 exons. Lineage: Eukaryota; Metazoa; Chordata; Aves; Mesitornithiformes; Mesitornithidae. Gene Ontology annotation, biological process: regulation of transcription by RNA polymerase II.